Messenger RNA from Panicum virgatum (switchgrass), 1273 nucleotides. RefSeq names its product cytochrome c1-like. The transcript has 2 exons. Lineage: Eukaryota; Viridiplantae; Streptophyta; Magnoliopsida; Poales; Poaceae. Bases 102 to 806 code for a protein of 234 amino acids. The record is from RefSeq and is a predicted model, not a curated record.
AUCGCAACACACACUGGUAGCUCUGCUCAGCUCGGAGCUUCAGUGCUUGCCACUCACAGAGGUCGAUCGAGCAAGCUCGGCAGCCGCGCAGCUCAGCACCAAUGGCCACCGUCGAGGUCCAGGUCCCGACCGCCACGCUGCCCGCCGAGGAGGCUCCGGCGGUGGCGGAGGCCGUCCAGCAGCCGGCCGUCGUCACCGAGGAGGCCCCGAAGGAGGAAGCUGCUGCUCCGGUCGUGGAGGAGACCCCGGCCGCGGAGGCAGCUACGGCCGAGCCGGAGGUCGCCAAGGAGCCCGAGGCGGAGGCGGCUCCUGCCGAGACCAAGACCAAGGAGGUUGAGGCAGCGGCUGCUCCGGCUGCGGCAGAGACCAAGGAGGCCGAGCCAGAGGCGGCGCCGGCGGAGACUGAGGCCAAGGAGGCGGAGCCAGAGGCGGCGGCGGCCGAGACUGAGACCAAGGAGGCUGAGCCUGAGGCGGCGCCGGCCGAGGCAGAGACCAAGGAGGCCGAGCCCGAGAUCAAGGAGGCGGAGCCAGCUGCUACCGAGACCGAGGUAGAGGCCGCACCGGCCGGCACCGAGGCCACCGAGGCAGCGGCGGAAGCCGCGCCGGUCGCGGCCGCCGAGGCCGAGGCGAAGAAGGAAGCGGAGGCCGUGCCGGCUGAGGAGGCGGCGGCUCCAGAGGCCGCGCUGGCGCCGGAGGAAGCGCCGGCCGCCGCAGUGGCCGACGAGAAGACCGUGGCCGCCGAGGAGGCGGCGGCGGAUGCCGAGGUGGCAGCCCCUGCUCCCGAGGUCGCCGACAAGUCGGAGUAAGUGUGGCGGGCGUAUCCGUCCCGCCGCGCACGUGCGAUCCUGCCGAUCCAUGAUCUAGCCGCUGUCUCGUGCCUCGGCACGGCAUGCCGCCGGCGGUGGUCGCUGCAUCCGUGGAUGCGCCGCCGCCGCCGCCGUUCGGGGUUCACGUUCGUGUCGUAGCUACGUGGGGCCCACGCGGCGUUAUCGUGUCGUGUGUUGAAUAAUGUAGAAUCCGUGUGUUACGUGUCCGUGGGGUUCGGGGGGCCCUGGUGUCAGUGCUGAUGUGGCGUGGCUUGACGGCGCGUCGGUGGGGCCGCCGGGCCAUGGAGCACGCCGUCGUUUUUAAAUUUGUUGGUUGAUACGUGUAUCGUGUACUACGUUGUUGGGCGUAUUUGUACUAGCCAAAUCAAUUUUUUCCUCCUUUUGAAGUGUCACCGUGUGAUUUAAUUUUUAAAUAAUUGCCACCAUGUAAACCAUACUAUGGUAUA